Messenger RNA from Nylanderia fulva, 3654 nucleotides. RefSeq names its product zf-C3Hc3H domain-containing lethal (3) L1231. Gene Ontology annotation, cellular component: nucleus. The record is from RefSeq and is a predicted model, not a curated record. NCBI's taxonomy places the organism in Eukaryota, Metazoa, Arthropoda, Insecta, Hymenoptera, Formicidae.
CAACGAAGUUAGAUAAACGUGCGCGCGUUUCGCGCAGUUAUUAUCAAUUCAUUGUUACGCGUUAUUACGCUAUUUUGCGCAAACUAAUGCCGAAAUGAGUAGAAAGUUUCGAGUCUCGGACGUCUCGUGGAAUAAAAAUAAUUCGCCCGAUCGAUUAAGAUACACGAACAAAUAUCUCGACAUAUAUCUUGCUUAGCUUCUCGACGCGCUCGUGCAAUAUCGCGAGCGUGGAUACGAAAUCGUUGAAAAAAAUCGUGCACGUCAAUCGAUGUACAUACAGGUUAUGUUAUGCUAAUCUGUAUAAAAAGUGCGCGGAGAAAGAACAUAUCCGUUUUUGCUGGCGCGACGCGGUGACAGGUUGUCAUCCGUCAUCUGUCAAACGCUCGCGGCGUCGUCUAAAAUUAAUCGACUUCCCCUGGGAAUAAAACGACAGGAUCACGAAUUCAAGGAUUUUUCCGCGUGCUCCGGGAGCUGCUCUCGCGUGCACCUCGGCCGCCAUUUUGCUUCCCCCGCACGCCCGUCUUGACAUGUCUUUCUAAUGUUAUUAUCGACGAAUGUUGAAAUUCGCGGGUGAAACCGUUUCGUGCUUCGUCGUCCGGGGAAAGCGAAUUGAUCUCGAGGAAGAAAGCGGGUAUCACGCCGCGUGCCUGAUCAACGAAACCUUCUUGUCGGGGAACACGAUUUCCCGUCUUCGUCGUCGUCCCCAACCUCAGUUCACCACGGAAACACGGAACUGUACGCACGGAAGUGCAGCUCACACGAUAGGAAUCGCGAGCGACUCGAGGAGACGAAUAUGCUGGGAGACUCAUGCAAGGAACACGUCUGUCAACGUCCUUGAAGUGGUCUCUCCCGAUUGUAUCCUGCGCACAGUGCGUGUGUCUGGUUGUUGUCGAUGUAACGGGCUAACCUAACCAAGAAAAAAAAAGGAACCCUAGUCUUAUAUGUCAACAGCGGACGAAUCUCUCGCUCGAUGAUAUGGAUCCGAGAUCGUUGACUGGCAGAGAUCCGGCAGUGUUCAUCAUCCUGACGCCUGGCCGAUAUGCGACGCAGUUGCCCGAGCAUGCUUAGAGCAUGUUGGAUGUAGACCACUACUACUAUGCGAGGUGGAACAGAUCUGGACAGUAGCAGCAAUCAAUGAAGGUCCCUAUUUCCGAAAACUCAAACAUGGACAAUAAAUUGAAGUUUUCGGACCGCUUGAAGGCUUUGCUGAAAACUGAGGCUCAUCAAGAUGUUGAUCCAUACAUUUUCAGUGAACCAGAGCCAUUUGCCGCGGGAAGGAAUGUCGGCACGGUGGUUCCGGCUACAAAUUCCGAAGUAAUGCAAAGUUAUAAAAACAACAAGUCGAAAGGGAAGUGCGUGAAGCAGAGAAUAAGGAUAGCGCCUGUACCAAACACAGGCUACAAGACCGUUGGAGUUAAUGCUACGACGGAAACAAACAUUGAAGAUGGCAUCGAGGAUAAUUUGCAGAAAUAUUCGAAUUUAGUUCAACAUAAACAGCGACAUAUUGAAAAUUUGCAGAGAUUAAAAUCCAGAAGGCAAAGUCGGGACCAUACUCUGUUGUACUAUCCUAGAGCUGGAGAUGAGAUAUUUGACAGCGAUUCGAGCGGCGAUGAGAUGACAAUCUAUCAGCGUCAUUGGUUCGCCGGGGAAUCGUCUGAUGCAACGCUAAAUCGUGCAGCCCGAUUGACUCAGCUACGUUCGCAAUUACAACGGCAAUUACUUCAAUUGCGUAUCAAUGGAACUGAUGCUGAAACUAUUCUACGGCACAGGGUUCGAUGUUUAUUGGAGGCUGCUUCCAAGGAUCCUGCGUCUACUGCGAGAGCCUUGAACGAUUCUCCAAGUAAAAGCAAGGUGCUCGAUGGACCGCUCUUAGUUGGUGGACCAUGUGGAGCGGAAGGAUGUCAACAGACAUCCUUACCUUGUACUCGGCAUUGUUCCCGCCAUAUUAUGUUAAACGGAGAUCAGCUUUUAUUUGAGCAUUGCACUGCCAAGUUUAGUGACAACACACAGUGUUGUGUCCCUGUGUUUGAUGUCGCGCACGAAUUACCUCUUUGUCCGGAACAUGCAAGAAAGAGAGACAAUUAUCACCGUAAAAUCCAAGAGUCCAAACCAAAGAAAGCUCGUAAAAAACCAGCUUCCCCUACUAUCCCAGCAAGGCCUAAACCUAAAUCUAAGCCGAAGAAACGCAAACGGCCACCUUCGAACAAACUAGAGACUAAGGGAGCCGCAAUGAUGCCGCACGAGGAGAGUCAUUAUAUGAGCCAAAUAAACUGUAGUGAAAAUCAUACCAAGACAUUAAACAACUUGAAUGUUCCACAAGCAAGUUCAAAUUCGUCUAACUUAAAUCUAGGAUUGGGAUUAGGCUCUCUUGGGGGACUAAGUGGAGGCCUCAAAGUCGAGCUUGGAGAUAACGAAGUAUUCGCUUCUUUGGAUUCUGCUGAGCAUGACUUUGGCACUGUGCUCAAUAACUUGCCCCCAGAUGCUUUUAAUGACUUAUUUAUCGAGGGUAGGAACGGAGAUUAUGAACCAUCUAGAGAAGAAGAGGAGGAAUUACAACGGGCUUUGGAAGAGGUUGAUAAAGAUGUACGAAAUUUGGAAAGAAUGGGACAAACUCAUGGACUUCUAGAGCCAGCUUUGCUCGCUCAGCUUAUGUCGGAUAUUGCCUCGUAGCCCCACUAAUUCUAAUAUAAUAAUUUUUGGAAAUGAGUUUGCGUGUGUUCCUUGUAACGUAGAAAAGAAGUACUGUUUGUGUCUGUGCCGCUAAACGUAAGAUUGCGUUAUAGACUGUUAUUACGUAGCCACGCAAGUCCGAGAUAAUGGCAGGGAUUGACAUACAGAAAGUAACAAAAAAAAAGGAUAAAAAAACAAUAGCAAACUUAUGAAUUUAGUAUAAACAGCAUAUUGGGUACAAUAUACCACGGGUAGAUUUAUGUCGAACGAGUAGCAAUGUAAAAACCAAGAAUUCCAUCCUUUUUGACAAAUAAUCGCGGACAUUUUGCGUCAUCUUCAUAACACAUGCAAUAUAUUUGUAGCUUAUUUGCAGAUAUUUUAACUUGCACUUUAAAAAUUUGCUUAGAAAAAUUGUUGUAGCUGUAAUUAUAAUACACGCAAUCAGUUUUGAAAAUGUAAAAUGUAUGAGAAGAAGGAAAGAAUAUAGACAUUGUCAUAUAAAUGAUUCAGGCUAGAUUCCAACACACAUGUGCUAAACAAGGAAGAUACAUAGUUUUCAUUUUUAUAUAUGGCUUAUUUUUACUAAAACAAAGAGCAAGAAUUAUCUAAAUUAUGUUACUAAUAGCUCCUUAUAUUUAUUGAACUACAUGUAAUGUCUAGCUAAUUACUGAUUACUCAAAUAAUAGGUACAAAGGUAUUUUUAUGACUGAUUUGUAAUGAUUUUAUCUGUUAUCGAUUAUACUAUGCCAAUUGUGAAAAAGAUAUUUUGGUUUACAAACUGCAUAUCUGUGGUCUACCACAGUAUUUAGCUAUCAAUUAAAUAAAGAAAAAUUGGACACACAAAUGAUGUAAUAAAUGAAGAAGAAAUAUUUGGUGUUCAUAUGUAUAACAUUGUAUAUACAUAUAUAUAUAUCAUUUCAUCAUUAGUGAAUAGUCUCGUAAUAGUGUUAUACAUUAAUUUACAGAAUGAAAAAUUAAAAUUUA